AUGGAACAUUUCAAAUACUACAUGCUAUUUGCAUUAUUCAUCAUCAUCUCUAGCAUUCCAGGCUCCUUUUCUGAGAUCAAGAACACUCACAUUAUCGAUGAUUCGCGGUCGAUGAUCAUAUUCGAGCGUUUCGGAUUUGCAGAAGGUGGCAAGACGGCUAUUACCAUCAGGGAUAUUUCAUGGAAAACAAAACAACCAAAUGCAGAACUCAAACCUUCUUCCCUGGGAUUUUUCCUCGCCAGGGACAUUGCAUUUCCGAAAAUUGUGAAUGAGUCUGAGUACACUGCUGACUUUUGUGUUUUAUCAAGCAGGUAUGUGAAAUUGGUCUACAGAAUAGAAAAAUUUGUGCCUAAUUCAACCUAUGCCGGUUCUGUAGCCAUCGAUGAUCCUGAUGAAUAUAUUUUGCUUUUCGGAAACUGCCAGCCCGAAUUUCAGGUCUCCAUGGAUGUUGAAACUGAAAUGUAUAAUAUGAAAGAUGGUGCAAAAGAUUAUCUCCCUGCAGGGGAAACACAUUUACCAAAACUUCAUCUCAUUUUCUUCCUCAUUUACACAUGUUUUUUCGGUUUGUGGGUUUACAUUUGCAUCAAAGAAAGACAAACAGUUGAUAAAAUCCAUAUGAUAAUGGCUGCAUUGCUUCUUGUAAAGGCCCUGAAAAUGAUCUGUGCCUCCGAGGACAAAAUGUAUGUGAGCAAUACUGGAACUCCCCACGGUUGGGAUGUGGCAUUUUACAUUUUCGGAUUCUUCAAAGGCAUAAUGUUGUUCACUGUGAUAAUCCUGAUAGGCACUGGCUGGUCAUUCCUGAAACCAUACCUUCAGGAACGCGAAAAAAACGUUUUGAUGACAGUAAUUCCUUUACAGGUUCUGGAAAACAUAGCUUAUGUUGUGAUCAAUGAAACUGGACCUUCAACAAGAGAUUGGAUGGCCUGGAAUCAUAUGUUCUUGUUGAUUGAUAUCAUUUGUUGCUGUGCUGUAUUUUUUCCGAUAAUUUGGUCGAUAAGAAGCCUGAAAGAGGCAUCAAAAACAGAUGGAAAAGCGGCUAAGAACCUGGAAAAAUUAACCCUUUUCAAGCAAUUCUACAUUGUUGUGGUGGGAUAUUUAUAUUUCACAAGAAUUGUGGUUCCUGCAAUAGGGGCGACUGUAUAUUACAGAUAUGAAUGGAUUAUGAAUGCGGCGGCGGAGGGAGCGAGCCUGGCGUUUUAUAUGUUCAUUUACUACAAUUUUAGGCCGGUUGAGAAGAAUCCAUAUUUAGUGAUUGAUGAUGAAGAAGAGAGCGAAGCAGUAAGGCAAAUUUUGGAAGAGGAUGAUACUUUUGAACUUUGA
This is a messenger RNA of Pistacia vera, 1320 nucleotides long. Its product is annotated as protein CANDIDATE G-PROTEIN COUPLED RECEPTOR 7-like. Gene Ontology annotation, cellular component: Golgi apparatus; membrane. Gene Ontology annotation, biological process: transport. NCBI's taxonomy places the organism in Eukaryota, Viridiplantae, Streptophyta, Magnoliopsida, Sapindales, Anacardiaceae. The record is from RefSeq and is a predicted model, not a curated record. The transcript has a single exon. Bases 1 to 1320 code for a protein of 439 amino acids.